UAAAUUUCAACCCCCCCAAAAUGCCAAACCCAGAACGGUAGCAGUUCCCAAAGUAGAAGCACUUUCGCAGCUUCCUCGUCGUCGUCGUCGUCGUCAUAGUCAAAUCGCAUUAGUAUCAUGUCCAAGCCAAGGUUGGAGGGAAAGGUUGCACUGGUGACCGGCGCAGCCAGUGGAAUCGGCGAGGAAGCUGCGCGGCUAUUUGCAGAGCACGGCGCGUUCGUCGUACUCGCCGACAUCCAAGACGAGCUCGGCCAAAAAGUCGCCGACUCCAUCGGCAACCACCGUGCCUCCUACCACCACUGCGACGUCCGCGACGAGUCCCAGGUCGAGUCCGCCGUUAACUUCACCGUCCGGGAGCACAAGAAGCUCGACGUCCUCUUCAGCAACGCCGGCGUCAUCGGCCCCCUGGACGGGAUCCUCGACCUCGACCUCGCCGCCUUCGACGCCACCGUCGCCACCAACGUGCGCGGGGUCGCCGCCACGAUCAAGCACGCCGCCCGGGCCAUGGUGGCCGCGGGGACCCGGGGGUCGAUCAUCUGCACCGCCAGCGUCGCGGCGGCGAUCGGCGGGGCGGGGCCGCACGCGUACACGGUGUCGAAGCACGCGCUGGUGGGGCUGGUGAGGACGGCGUGCAGCGAGCUCGGGGCGCACGGGAUCCGGGUGAACUGCGUGGCGCCGUACGGGGUGGCGACGCCGCUGUCGUGCGUGGCGUACGGGCUGACGCCGGAGGAGGUGGAGGUGAACAGCGCGGGGGCGGCGAACCUGAAGGGGGUGGUGCUGAGGGCGAGGCACGUGGCGGAGGCGGCGCUGUUCCUGGCGUCGGACGAGUCGGAGUACAUAAGCGGGCACAACCUGGCGGUGGACGGGGGUUUCACGGCGGUGAGUCACAGCUACGCGGCCAUGUGAGAGAGCGGGGGCGGUGAGCUGGCAUUCUGGGCAAGAUGCGGGUCUUUCGGGAUUCUCUUUUUUGUUUUGGGAAAGUAUGUGCAGGUCAAGGUCAAACCCUGUGACCAGGCUUAAGAUGUGCAUUUUUCUGUGUUAAAGGGAGGGAGCUUUGUGUUUUUUCAGCUCGACCUGUUCAAAUGCCUCACUAAUGAGUGCGCCUCUCGUCUUU
Molecule: messenger RNA, 1114 nt
Organism: Eucalyptus grandis
Lineage: Eukaryota; Viridiplantae; Streptophyta; Magnoliopsida; Myrtales; Myrtaceae
Product: short-chain dehydrogenase reductase 3b
Exons: 2
Coding region: 118-906 (262 amino acids)
Source: RefSeq, a predicted model, not a curated record